This is a messenger RNA of Ochotona princeps (American pika), 1048 nucleotides long. RefSeq names its product paired box protein Pax-3-like. The transcript has 4 exons. The coding region runs from base 126 to 839 and encodes 237 amino acids. The record is from RefSeq and is a predicted model, not a curated record. Gene Ontology annotation, molecular function: DNA-binding transcription factor activity, RNA polymerase II-specific; RNA polymerase II cis-regulatory region sequence-specific DNA binding. Gene Ontology annotation, biological process: regulation of transcription by RNA polymerase II; anatomical structure development. Lineage: Eukaryota; Metazoa; Chordata; Mammalia; Lagomorpha; Ochotonidae.
CUCCAAGCCUUGUUUUGGGGAGGGGCUCUUCCGCUCCGGAGACGUCCCGAGGGUCAGUCGCGCUCCGCUCGCCUUGCUGUUUCGCCUUCACCUGGAUAUAAUUUUCGAGCGAAGCUGCCCCCAGGAUGACCACGCUGGCCGGCGCUGUGCCCAGGAUGAUGCGGCCCGGGCCGGGGCAGAACUACCCGCGCAGCGGAUUCCCGCUGGAAGUGUCCACGCCGCUCGGCCAGGGCCGAGUCAACCAGCUAGGCGGUGUGUUCAUCAACGGCAGGCCGCUGCCUAAUCAUAUCCGCCACAAGAUCGUGGAAAUGGCCCACCACGGGAUCCGACCCUGCGUCAUCUCGCGCCAGCUGCGAGUGUCCCACGGCUGUGUCUCUAAGAUCCUGUGCAGGUACCAGGAGACCGGCUCCAUCCGACCCGGCGCCAUCGGAGGCAGCAAGCCCAAGCAGGUGACAACGCCUGACGUGGAGAAGAAAAUUGAGGAAUACAAAAGAGAGAACCCAGGCAUGUUCAGCUGGGAAAUCCGAGACAAAUUACUCAAAGACGCCGUCUGCGAUCGCAACACCGUGCCCUCAGUGAGCUCCAUCAGCCGCAUCCUGAGGAGUAAGUUCGGGAAAGGCGAAGAGGAGGAGGCAGACCUAGAGAGGAAGGAGGCAGAGGAAAGCGAGAAGAAAGCCAAGCACAGCAUCGACGGCAUCCUGAGCGAGCGAGGUGAGUGCCUUGCGGCGCCUGGAGCCGUUUGCUCCAGGCCUCGGCGGGCGGCCGGACGUCGGGGCUGGAUCGCCGCCCAGCCCCAACUCCUGUCAAAGUCCCACUGCGCCUUGCUAAGCGCAUUCUAGUGAAAGAUCGAAGAGACCGUGGAACUAAACUCCAAAUCUGUUAAGUGUUGCGUGUCACAAAUCUUCUUCCGGUCACCUCAGCCCUUCGUUUCUAGAACCGCCAGCUGUGCUCUCAGUUGGCUUCACGUGUAACAGGACAGGAAGUUUCUUAGCUGCUGAGGUAAUGGGUACAAGAGCACUCAGGGAUCUAACUGGGUUCUCGGGAAAGC